This is a messenger RNA of Eufriesea mexicana, 2348 nucleotides long. Its product is annotated as sodium-coupled monocarboxylate transporter 1. Gene Ontology annotation, molecular function: symporter activity. Gene Ontology annotation, biological process: sodium ion transport; transmembrane transport. The record is from RefSeq and is a predicted model, not a curated record. The coding region runs from base 480 to 2339 and encodes 619 amino acids. Gene Ontology annotation, cellular component: membrane. Lineage: Eukaryota; Metazoa; Arthropoda; Insecta; Hymenoptera; Apidae. The transcript is spliced from 9 exons.
CGUAAUUAUCGUUAGUGUUUCCAUAAGUCGACGGAAUGGAAGAAACUCACGGCCCUGGAAGGGGGUGCUUCGUAUAAAUGGACACAUGUGACAAUUAAAACGACAGUCUGAAAUCGUUCUCCGCUUAAUCCGUCGGCUCCGUUCCCAACGAGGCGCGUGAAACCGAGUGUCCUAAUUAAUUAAUCGGUCAGAGUACCUCCGCGUCUUCUUCGAUUCCGGCAGGAUCAUCCCGAGCGAGCAGUUCGAUCUGUCGAUCGCUAGAAAAUCCGAGCAUAUAUGCGUUACAUCAGGAAGACCAGCAGCAAGAUCAUUCAGCUGCAAUUUCGUACCUUUUUACCAGCCACAGACCAUCAUUAGCACCUCAAAGGCUCAUUUUCGUAUCUUUUCUUCGACCCCUUCUCGUUUUCUUCUUGCUGUUCCUUGGACCAGGACUGGGACCGCGAUUGGACAAUCUAAGAUUUGUGAAGAGUCCCUGAGGGAUGAAAUCGCGUUUCCUGAUACUGUUCUUCUUUCUGGCCGUCUCUUCGGCAGAACAGCGGUCGUUUGAAGAUACAGAUGAAAAAUGCACGCAGGAACAUCCGGUUCUUCUUUACUACUUUUCAUGGGCCGACUAUACGGUGCUGGCCGCCAUGUUGAUAAUUUCGUGCCUGAUCGGUACUUUCUACGGCUUUUUCGCCAAAAAGCAAGAGACCAGCCAGGACUUCCUACUCGGUGGCUCAAGCAUGGGGACGUUCCCUAUGGCGAUGUCCCUGGCCGCAAGUUUCAUCACGGCUAUUGAGCUACUGGGCAAUCCUGCGGAGAUGUACGAACAGGGUACCCAAUUUUGGAUGACUUGCCUAGCUUUUAUCCUCGUCGUACCUGUUACUUCCUGUCUGUACUUGCCGGUUUACAUGAAAUUAAGGCUAACCUCGAGUUACGAGUAUCUGAAUCUUCGCUUCCACCGCUACUGUAGACUACUCGCCGGUGGUCUCUACAUGCUGCAGAUGAUUCUCUACACAUCUGUUGCUGUAUAUGCGCCAGCGUUAGCUUUAAGUCACGUUACGGGCCUCAAUACUUACAUAGCCGUCACUCUAGUCUACGUAGUCUGUAUCUUCUACGCCUCACAGGGUGGAAUGAAGGCCGUCAUAAUGACGGACACUUUCCAAGCAGUUGUGCUGCUCGGUUCCCUCUUUCUAAUUGUUGGGUACGGUCUAUUCUGGGCAGGAGGACUCUCCUUAGUAUGGCAAGUGAACGAUCAGUCUGGAAGAAUGGAGUUCUUCAACAUGGACCCUAGUCCAACCGUCCGUCAUAGCUUCUGGAGCGUUGUAGUUGGUGGUACUAUCUAUUGGACCACUAUGUUCUGCAGCAAUCAGGCUUCCGUCCAAAAAUACCUCAGUGUUAAGAGCAUUGGUCAAGCCAGAACGGCCCUAUGGGUAUCCGCAUUUGGCAUGAUUAUAAUAUACACCAUAAACUUCCUGACCGGUAUGGUGCUCUACAGCACUUACAAAGACUGUGAUCCUCUACUAGCUGGUCACAUAAGUGGCCAGGACCAGCUGUUACCACUCUAUGUAAUGAAUUUCCUGGGAAAUCUCAAAGGGAUGCCUGGUUUCUUCGUUGCUGGAAUUUUCGCCGCUUCUUUAGGAACCGUGGCAAGUGCCCUAAAUUCAUUGGCGGCUAUAACCUGCGAAGAUGUCUUCCAAGGGUUGUUGAAGAUAGAAAUGCCACCCAGAAAGGGCGCAAUUUAUGCUAGGUGGAUUAGUAUCUUCUUUGGGGCGCUUAGCUUCGCUUUGAUCUUUGUCGUAGAACGCCUUGGUAGUGUUCUUCAGGUUGCACUAUCGUUUAAUGGCAUGGUCGGUGGUAUUACAUUAGGAUUAUUCUCUUUGGGAAUGUUCAUUCCAUGGGCGAACGCCAAAGGAGCAAUUACGGGAGCUAUCACGAGUUUGAUAAUCAUCUUGUGGAUUGGACUGGGGGCCCAAAUCGCUGUUCUAAAUGGUCAAAUUUACCUGGAUAGCAAACCUGUGUCAGUGAAUGCUUGUUCUUGCAUCAACACCACAGCCAUAACUAUCAACCACUCAAAUGGGAAUGACAAUGAGACUUUUUCCAUAUAUAAAAUCAGUUAUUUGUGGUACAGUGCAAUAGGCUGCAUCCUGACGAUGUUGAUCGGUGUGGUGGUGAGCUUUUUCACAGGAUUUCAAAAUCCAGCUGACCUCGAUCCCGACCUUCUGAGUCCACCUAUUGUUUCUUUGAUUUAUACACAGACAAAAUCUCGUGUGAACAAUGUCCACGGUAUCGCAAACCUUGGCCUGGAAUUAAACGAUGAGAAAUCCCAGAUGGAAAACUCCAAAAGUCUUAAGAACUAAAGAAUAGUA